This is a messenger RNA of Penicillium daleae, 258 nucleotides long. RefSeq lists its product as uncharacterized. The transcript has a single exon. The record is from RefSeq and is a predicted model, not a curated record. The coding region runs from base 1 to 258 and encodes 85 amino acids. Lineage: Eukaryota; Fungi; Ascomycota; Eurotiomycetes; Eurotiales; Aspergillaceae.
AUGAAGGGCAAUGAAGGCAGUGGAGGCGCGUUACAGCGGGCCCAGCGGCGUCUGCAAAUAUCGUUCGUCAUCCGCUCUUACUGUGACUCCACCAGAUGGAUCAGCAUCCUGAGACACGACCUGGCAAACCGUUUCCCCUGCGACACCACCCGCCGGAGGCGCAAAAAGACAGGUACACAGGUCCCUCGGGACAUGCGUCGUCCUGCUGGAUUUGCUGGCUAUGCUGGCUAUGCUGGCUAUGCUGGCUCUGGGUCAUGA